Messenger RNA from Malaya genurostris, 3397 nucleotides. Its product is annotated as MOXD1 homolog 2-like. Gene Ontology annotation, molecular function: copper ion binding; dopamine beta-monooxygenase activity. Gene Ontology annotation, cellular component: secretory granule membrane. Gene Ontology annotation, biological process: norepinephrine biosynthetic process; octopamine biosynthetic process; dopamine catabolic process. NCBI's taxonomy places the organism in Eukaryota, Metazoa, Arthropoda, Insecta, Diptera, Culicidae. The record is from RefSeq and is a predicted model, not a curated record. The transcript has 7 exons. The coding region runs from base 856 to 2940 and encodes 694 amino acids.
UCGCUAGAGUUAAGUUGGGUAUUUGUUGCGGGCCGUUUUGUAGAUUGUCGGUAGGUUUUCUGUUGCUCUUUCUAUUGCUGGAGUUUCGUUGGAUUAAGUGCAAGAGGAACUGAACCUAAAGUGUGCGUGUUUAAGAUCGCUCGAAACAUAGAAGCCUGUCGGUUCCGUGUGUGUUAACGUGCGACGUGUCCAUGCAUGCUCGCGCGGUAUAGAGCCGGUUAAAUCCAGGCAUUGCGAUGUUGCGAAGACGCGCUAUCGCAGAAGGAAUUGAUUUGUAGUUAGUUGAAUAUAAACCAAAUGAUUGAUGAAUUUGGCUGCAGUGUCCAGGUGUGACUAAAUCGAUUACGGAUUAUGUCAGCCACAGGCGGAAAUCAGUGGAGUGAUAAGCGAGAAAUGAGAUUUGGCUCUGGGCUAGUGUGAUAAUGAUGUGGGUAAUAUUUGAUAUUGUGAUAAGCCAACCGAUGACGAAGUGUUAGGUUGAGUCGAGUGAUCAACCAAGCAAAUAUUUGAAGCGAUUUGAGUUCAAGAGUGGGGUGCUAGCAAUUGUCUAAUAUAUAGCUCGAGUGCGUCGGGAAGAGGUUCCCUGUGUUUUAUCAGUUUGAUGUAAAUAUUGGAUUAAGACUACAGAAACCAGCCUAGUUAAAAAUCGUGGUGUGCUGUUCAUUUCGAGAACUUCCGGUGGUGUCUUAUCAAGCUCUCCAACCAAGUGUGCUGUAGUGCUGCGAAUAAUACCAUGAUGAAAGAAAACCUGUGAAAUUGGUGAAAAUUGUGUCUAAGGUUGAAUGAAGCAAAUGUGAUAUCAGAAUAUCUAGAUCAAUUCGAUAAAAGCAACACACAAAAAAAAUCUUCCGCGAAAUGAGCUCAACCAAAGUGCGAUCGAAGCGGCCAUGGCCAUUGGCAAUGACGACAGUGACGGUACAGCUCUUCCUGCCACUUUUAACGCUGCUACUGGUGGCUCCGAUUGCCGUGAGUGGCGCCCACUGGGAUCACGCGGUCGAUCUGGACGAAAACUAUCGUCUGCUGUGGAGCAUCAACAACCAGGACAUCACUUUUGAAGUGCAGGCGCGAACGCUGGGCUACCUAGGCUUGGGAUUCUCCAACGACGGAUCGAUCUACGGUGCCGACAUCGUGAUCGGUUGGGUCGAUAACGGACAGGUUCACUUCCAGGACCGCCACUUCAAGAUGAACAGUAACGGAGAGCCACACGUGGAUCCCUCUCAGGACUACAUCCUGCUACUCGGGUACGAGAACGCCACCCACACGGUGCUGAGAUUUCGCCGUAAGCUGGAUACCUGCGAUACCAAUCAGGAUGUUCCCAUUACGAACGACACCAUCCGCAUCAUCUACAUGUACCACAAUCGGGAUCCAAAGAAUGGAGCUCAAGCCAUCGGAACGUUGCCGGAUCCAAACGAAGCUUUCAAGGAUUCGGUGCCAAUUUUUCUCACUCAGCGUGUAAACCAGGUACCAAUCGAUUUGGACUCGCGGACCCGUAUCCUGGAGUUGCGCAAUAAAGAUGUCGAGAUUCCGAUGGGUGACGACAAUCUUCGGUGGUGCAAGAUGUUCAAACUGGAUCAGUUCGUACGGAAGCAGCAUAUGAUACGGUAUGAGCCCGUGAUCGAGUCGCGUUCCAAUCUGCCUUUCAUGAAGCACAUCGUUCUGUACGAGUGUCAAGGUUCGACACCGGAGCUGGAGAUCAUGUCUCGGGAGAAUGGACGAUCCUGCAUCAAGUCGGAAAAGGAACUGCUGACCUGCAACUCGAUUGUGGCCGCCUGGUCCCGCGGUUCCGAGGGUUUCACCUUUCCACUGGAAGCUGGUUAUCCCUUGGACUCAUAUCAGGCUCGUUUCUACAUGAUGGAAACGCACUACAUGGGCUUCCAGAGUAACUCGAUUGACAUGCGACCUCGGAUGGACAACUCCGGACUUCGACUGUACUAUACGACUAUCCUGCGGAAACACGAUGCCGGAGUGCUCUCGGUAGGUAUCCAACCGAAUUGGCGUCAUAUCAUCCCGCCUGGUCAGGAGCGUGUGGUGUCCGAGGGUCACUGCAUCGAGGAGUGCACACAACGAGCAUUUCCCCGGCCAGGAAUCAACAUCUUCGCCGUCAUGAUGCAAACCAACCACAUGGGCAAACAGAUUCGACUGCGACAAAUCCGAUACCGUGAAGAACUGCCACCGAUUGCUCAUGAUUUGAAUAUCGACUCAAACUAUCAGGAAUUUCGUCGAUUACAUAGUCCCGUUAAAGCAUUGCCAGGUGAUCGACUGAUUGCGGAAUGUUCGUACGACAGUACUACCAGAAAAACCAUUGCUCUCGGUGGUUACACAUCCCGGGAUGAAACCUGUCUGGUGCUAAGUCUGUACUACCCUCGCCAAAAAGAACUCACUUCCUGCCACUCGAUUCCUAGUCUGCCAACAGUUUUACAUGCCGUUGGUAUCAACGAGUUGGCGCCAGGAGCGAAUCCAAUCCGGAUAGCAUCUCCGGCCGAAAUUGCCGGAAUGACCUUAGAGGAACGCCUGCUUUCCUACGACUGGAGGGUAAACUUCAACACCUUCCAAUAUGUGAUACGAAAAGGUGCAUUUAAACCUCUCUGUUGGAGCGCUCGUAACACUCCGAUUCCGGGCACGGAUAACAUGGACGCAUACGCACCGAACCUAACGCGAAUCUGGCGCCCGACACCGACGUGUGGGGGCUCGGCCAGUAGUGGCAGCUCCGGCAGUGGUUACAACAGUGUCAACCGCUUUGUGACGGAGCGGGAGACCAGCAUUCCCAGCUGGACGCUGUUGGAGGAGGAUGACAGUAACAAUGUGAUCGAAGGGGCAGCGCGAAGUAAAUCGAUUCGCAGCUCGUCGGGGGUGGCAGUACUCAGCUCCGUUUUGGUCGUCUCCAAGGUGGCACUGUUUGUGAUCUUUAUUAGCACAGUUAGGUUAACGGUGCUAGUGUAGGGCGGGGUAGACAUCAGUAGGAUUGCUUAUCGUGUAGAGAUCAUGGGGAAUCCGCAGGCCCCAAGGAGAGACCAUAGAAAAACAAGACUGCUGUGUUGAGAGAUGUAGGAAUAACAGGGCGACGGAUAGUCCACAAAACAAAGAAAUAUAUUGUACUGUACAGAUUUAAAAUUUAGGAACAGGUAGCUCUGUUCGCUUUUAGGAAAUCGCUAGUCAUUUGAGCAGAUUUUGUUACGUAGUAGUUAGCUGUGAGACGAAGGAUCCGACUAAGAGGAAUUAUUUAAACGAAAUAUUUAAAAUAGAUGGAAGCGUUGGUGAAGCUUUCGUGUUUUUACCACUUUUGAUACACUGAGCCAGUUGUUGAUGCUGUAUAUUUUGUAUAUAGACUAGAAGAUGCAAUGAUUGUAUAAUUGUGUAUAUAAAUAGGACUAAUAAUAAAUUACAAAACUUAAUGACA